Molecule: messenger RNA, 3707 nt
Organism: Octopus sinensis (East Asian common octopus)
Lineage: Eukaryota; Metazoa; Mollusca; Cephalopoda; Octopoda; Octopodidae
Product: neurofibromin
Exons: 27
Coding region: 49-3693 (1214 amino acids)
Biological process (GO): regulation of GTPase activity
Source: RefSeq, a predicted model, not a curated record
CUUGAGGAAAUCAAAAACGCUGAUGCAGGUGCUCCUUGUUCUCCACAGAUGCUAAAAAAGAAACAUUUUAUUGAUGAAGCCCGCAAAGCGUUAUCGAAUCCGCAUGGAGGAAGUUCGAAGGCAUCUCAAACUGAAGGGGCCGCCGUGACAUUUGUCCGCAUGUGCAAAGCAUCUACAUAUAUCAACAUUAACGAUCGUCCUAAUGUUUUGUUCACGCUAGUCCAAUCUGUGACCCACGACCUCAAGACCCUUCUGUUCAGCCCACCUUCCAGUACCAAGUUCAGCCGUAGCCAGGGUACAAUCGGUCAAGAUAUUGACCUGUACAUCGACUGUUUUGUUUCGUUCUUCCGCAUCAACCCAUACAUCGGAGAUCUACCCAAGGUCUGUCUCAACCCUCAAUCUCCACUCAUCUACCACCUGGUAUUAGUCAGUGCAUUGUACAAGAUCAUCACACAGCCGCGGUUAGCAUGGUGGCCUGAGAUUCGAAAGAUGUACAGUAAAGCUGGGGAACUGCGUAGCAUGUUCAACGAUGCUGUGAACAAAGUGAUGCAAGCAACAGCAAGCCAAGGACCAAAGACACAGUUCUCCACCAUUACCAAGAUGACCGGUUUCAAGCUAUCGCGGCCAGGGGAAGAGAACACAAUGCAGAGAUAUUUCCUGUUGGGUUUGGUCAAACUAAUCCAUGCUGACCCCCUCCUUAUGUUACAUAACCCAGACAAACCAGGGCAUGAAGUCCAAAACAGCACGUCAGAGCUGAUAAAUGGUUUAGUGUCCCUUGUCCAUGUCCAACAAAUGCCGGAAAUUGCACAAGAAGCGAUGGAGGCUCUGCUACGGUUACAUCAGCCAGAAAUUAUAGCGUUGUGGAAUCCUGAAGCACCAAUAAACACAUUUUGGAAAAUAAGCUCUCAAGUGUUAACGUCCGUCUCUCAGAAGCUGAUCCAGAACCAGCUGAAUCCAAACCCUCCAGGUGCGCCGCCAAUGGCCAACAACACCGAAAUCCUCAAAUGGCUCCAUGAGAUCCUCAUCUGUCGCAACAGUUUCCUCCAAAAGCACAGCAUCAAUGCCAAUCUCGGCAGCAACAUCACCAUCUGUACAGACUCUCACAUCGUUCUAGAGGAGGUGUUCUUCAUGUAUCUGUGGAGUAUUGAUGUCAACGCUGUACUCACUGCCAUGUCCUGUUUUCAUUUGCUGUGUGAGGAAGCUGACAUCCGGUGCGGGGCCGAUGAGGUGGCCGUCACUCAAAUACUCCCUAACUACAACGUCUACUCGGACCUGGCUGCUGCCAGCAUGACCCUCACCACAGGUCGAGCUUUACUACAGAAGAAAAUAAUGGGAUUAUUACGGAAGAUCGAUCAUCCAACACCAGGGAAUACGCAGGCAUGGGAGGACACAUGUAAAGCAUGGGACAAUGUCACAAAAAACCUUGAUAUCUAUCCGAAAGGAAAGCUAGAAGAAGGCUGCAGCUCUGGAAGUAUUGGGGAAACGAUUCGGCUACGGAGAAAACCAACUCACCAUGGGACAUCGGAUCACGAGUUAGAGGACCAACUCAAUGAAUGGGUGAACAUGACCGGCUUCCUUUGUGCUCUUGGUAGUGUCGCCCUACAGAACAACACCAACAGGUCCAACUUGUCACAUUUCUUGGCCUGUUUUAGAUCUCCAUCAAUGCCAGGAUGUGGCACCUCUCGUAAAAGCAGCCUGAUGCAGAGCUCAACCGGUGACCCUCAGUGUUGUCUGGUCACGCAAUUUAUCGAGAACCUGCUCAAAUUUUUAGUGUGUCAACAUGAGAAAUUCGGAGCCCAUAUCCAGAAGCAUGUCAAGGCCUUAUUGGGCCACGAGUUAAACCCUGCCCUCUACCCGAAUCUCUUUGACCAGGUCAAACUCAGUGUGGAGAAAUCUUCGUUUGACUCGUCUGGCCAGGUUGAAGUCACAGAUCUGAAUACUCAGUUCAUUGAAAAUAUAAUUUUCAUCAUGAAGAACAUCCUGGAAAUGAAGUCCGACCAGCCGUGCGAGUACCUUGGUGUGACCAGUAUUGAAUCUAUGAUGUUAUCCAUUGUCAGAUAUGUCCGGCAUUUGGAUUCCAGUGUACAUGCCAUCCAAAUUAAGAUCAAACUCUGUCAACUUGUUGGAGCAAUGAUGACCAGGCGUGAUGAACUAACGUUUCGUCAAGAGAUGAAGUUCCGAAACAAACUGGUUGAAUAUUUAACUGACUGGAUUAUGGGAAAUUCACACCAAGUGAACAUCCAAGGGGACAUCUGUAGCAUGUCCAGGGAUUUAGAUCAAGCCAGUAUGGAGGCUGUCGCAGCCCUCUUAGCUGGUCUUCCUCUGCAGCCCGAAGAAAGUGACCGAGGAGACUUGAAUGAAGCAAAAUCACAACUCUUCUUAAAGUAUCUAACCCUAUUUAUGAAUUUACUGAACGACUGUUCCGAAGAAGAGCAAGACAAGGCUAUGGACCCGAAUCGCAAGCGCAGCAUGUCCAACCUAAGCGCACUUCGUCACUGCACCGUGCAAGCUAUGUCAAACCUACUAAACGCCAAUAUAGAAAGUGGGCUGAUGCAUUCGAUAGCCCUUGGCUACCACAAGGACCCACAGACUCGUGCUGCAUUCAUGGAGGUAUUGACGAAGAUUCUACAGCAGGGCACUGAGUUUGAAACACUGGCUGAGACCGCUCUGGCCGAUCGCUUCGAACGCCUCGUCGAGCUGGUCACCAUGAUCGGAGACAAAGGGGACUUACCAAUCGCCAUGGCCCUCGCUAGCGUCAUUUUACGGAGUCAAAUGGAUGAAUUAGCCAGAGUGUUUGUAACUCUGUUUGAUGCUAAACACCUCCUGUAUCAACUGUUGUGGAAUAUGUUUUCUAAAGAGGUUGAGAUUGCUGACUGCAUGCAGACCUUGUUUCGUGGGAACAGUCUGGCAAGCAAAAUUAUGGCUUAUUGCUUCCGUUUCUAUGGACAGAAUUAUCUCCGCAGCUUGCUCAACCCACUCAUUCAAGAUAUGAUGGAUAUAGAAAUACAAAACCCCAACUUGUCCUACGAGAUAGAUCCAUCGAGGCUUGAAUCAACCGAGAACAUCGAGGAGAACAAGAAGAAUCUUAUGAUUAUUACUCAGAAGGUGUUCAAUGCCAUCGUUGGGUCUGCCUCCAGGUUCCCCGCCAAACUGCGAAGUAUGUGUAAUUGCCUCUCCCAAGUGGUAGGUCAACGUUUCCAACAAAGUACUUUUGAUGCUGUCUGGACUGUCAUCGGGACCGUUAUAUUUUUACGUUUCAUCAACCCCGCAAUAGUGUCUCCAUACGAAUCAGGAAUCAUUGAUCAGGAACCUACGCACCGUGUCAAACGUGGCCUAACCCUGAUGUGCAAAAUCAUGCAAAACAUCGCCAACCAUCUGCUCUUCACCAAGGAGCAACACAUGCGAGCGUUUAACGACUUCUUGAAGACAAACUUUGAGGCUGGCCGCAAGUUCUUCAAGGAAAUUGCAUCAGACUGUGAGACUGUGGAUGCUGGCAACCACAACUUGUCUUUCAUCAAUGAUGCUAAUGUACUCGCACUACAUCGUCUGCUGUGGAACAACCAAGAGAAAAUUGGAGACUAUUUAUCGAGUAGCAGGGACCAUAAAGCAGUUGGAAGGAGGCCUUUUGAUAAGUUGGCGACCCUAUUGGCUUAUUUAGGCCCACCUGAGCAUCGACCUUUGGAUUCACAGUGAGUAGGAUCUGAGUU